AUGGGAGUGUCGGUGGGGAGGAAGAGGGUCUGUGGAAACUGGGGCGUCGGUGGGGAAGCAGGGGUGUCGGUGGGAUAUCGCCCCGCGCCGCCGGCCCCGCGCUGGCCCGCGGCGGGAGCCGCAGCCGGACCGGCCCGGCCGCAGCAGCGGGAGCUGGGGCCGCUGCCCGCAGCGUGGGGCUGGGCCUGGCCCUGGCCGGGUGCAGGUCUGGAGUUGUCUCACUGUGUGGGGACCACCCCGCUGGGUCCUGCAGGGCCUUGGAGGUCGGGGGGGCCCUGCAAGAUGAAGAGAGUGCGCACGGUCUUCAAGCCAGAGCAGCUGGAGCGGCUGGAGCAGGAGUUCCUCAAGCAGCAGUACAUGGUGGGCACGGAGAGGGUGGACCUGGCUGCAACGCUGCAUCUCACAGAGACCCAGGUGAAAGUGUGGUUCCAGAACCGGAGGAUCAAGUGGAGGAAGCAGAGCAUGGAGCAGAAGGCGGCAAAGCUGUCUCAGUUCGGGGUGAUCCAGCCUGCGAGCGCCGACUCCACCGACAGCAAGGAGCACGAGGAGGACCCUGUGGACGUGGAGCUUUGA
This is a messenger RNA of Camarhynchus parvulus, 573 nucleotides long. RefSeq names its product homeobox protein not2-like. Bases 1 to 573 code for a protein of 190 amino acids. The record is from RefSeq and is a predicted model, not a curated record. Gene Ontology annotation, biological process: neuron differentiation; regulation of DNA-templated transcription; central nervous system development. Gene Ontology annotation, molecular function: DNA binding; DNA-binding transcription factor activity, RNA polymerase II-specific. The transcript has 4 exons. Lineage: Eukaryota; Metazoa; Chordata; Aves; Passeriformes; Thraupidae.